Molecule: messenger RNA, 1641 nt
Organism: Cynara cardunculus var. scolymus (artichoke)
Lineage: Eukaryota; Viridiplantae; Streptophyta; Magnoliopsida; Asterales; Asteraceae
Product: protease Do-like 1, chloroplastic
Exons: 9
Coding region: 56-1348 (430 amino acids)
Biological process (GO): proteolysis
Molecular function (GO): protein binding; serine-type endopeptidase activity
Source: RefSeq, a predicted model, not a curated record
AGUUUCAACGGAAAAGGAGAACCUGAGGUAACGGAGCAAUAGCAUAGCAGCAGCUAUGGCUGUCUAUUCGCUCCUCUCAGCAUGCCCUUCUUCUUCUCUUACUCUCCCUCCUUCCCAUACCUCCACCACGAUUUCUCUUUCUAGAACCUUCUCUCCUCGCACACCCAAUAGGCAUAUCGUCGCCUCUUCUCUUCGCGAACCUUCUCACCCUACCUACUCUCCGGCGCCGGAAUCUACCCACAGAUCCUCCUUUAUCAAAUUUCUAGACUCCUGCUUCGUAUUAUGCACUUCUCUAGCUCUUUCCGCUUCUGUCUUCGUCACUGAUGUGGACGCAGCUGCCGCUUUUGUUCUCGCUACGCCGAGGAAGUUGCAGACGGAUGAGCUUGCCACUGUUCGUCUUUUCCAGGAGAAUACCCCUUCUGUUGUCUACAUUACUAACCUCGCUUCUAGGCAGGAUGCAUUCACACUUGAUGUGUUGGAGGUGCCACAAGGAUCUGGAUCAGGCUUUGUUUGGGAUAAAAAAGGUCAUGUUGUCACAAAUUAUCAUGUUAUUCGAGGGGCAUCCGAUCUCAGGGUCACUCUUGCUGACCAGACCACUUAUGACGCAAAAGUUGUUGGGUUUGACCAAGAUAAGGAUGUUGCAGUAUUGCGUAUUGAUGCACCACAAGACAAAUUGAGACCCAUACCGGUUGGCAUGUCGGCUGAUUUGCUCGUCGGGCAAAAAGUUUUUGCUAUUGGAAACCCUUUUGGGCUUGAUCACACACUUACAACUGGUGUCAUCAGUGGGCUACGGAGAGAAAUUAGCUCUGCAGCAACUGGCCGUCCAAUCCAAGAUGUUAUCCAGACAGACGCUGCAAUCAACCCUGGUAAUAGUGGAGGUCCACUUCUUGAUAGCUCAGGAAGCCUUAUUGGGGUAAAUACAGCCAUAUACUCCCCAUCUGGUGCCUCCUCUGGUGUUGGAUUUUCCAUUCCAGUCGACACAGUAGGUGGAAUUGUAGACCAGUUGGUGCGAUUUGGGAAAGUUACACGACCUAUUUUGGGAAUCAAGUUUGCACCUGAUCAGUCAGUAGAACAACUAGGAGUGAGUGGAGUGCUGGUCUUAGAUGCUCCUCCAAAUGGUCCAGCUGGAAAAGCGGGUAUGCUAUCAACAAAACGCGAUGCCUAUGGCAGACUCAUAUUGGGUGAUAUUAUAACAUCUGUAAAUGGCAAAAAGGUUGCUAACGGAAGUGAUUUAUACAGAAUUCUUGAUCAAUGCAAAGUGGGUGAAAAGGUGAGUGUUGAAGUUCUGCGAGGUGACCAUAUAGAGAAGAUCCAUGUGCUGCUUGAACCAAAGCCAGAUGAAACUUGAAAAUGAGGACUGAUUCUAUACAAUAAGCACGAAACAUAUGCAAAUCUUGGUAGUUUACAUCUUAUUAUUGUGCAAAAGCUGACGCUAUAAAGCUAUCUCUGUAUUGUUGAGAAUCAUUUAACUUCAAUUCCUUUGUGGGUCGGUGUAAAAUUGUUAUAUAUUCUGGGACUGGGAUGUCACAUAUCAGUGUAAUGUAAUGUUGUCGUCAUAUUGGUUUCAUAUCUGAAUUUGACAUCAUCAUUUCUUCUUUAUACCAUAACGGUUCACUCUUAUGGGUUUUCCAUACGGAUAAA